AAAACGUGACGUCAUGACGCACCGCCGCGUGCGUCUGUUACGUUGCGGAUGUAAACACUGCUCGGUUCACGUGGAGCGGGGGUGGAAAAAACCGGGAAACCCGAAUAUGGCACCGAAGCUGGAGCGUUUUGUUAGUCCGGGAAAAGGUAACGGCCUGCGGGCGGCAGUCCGGGUCCAGAGGGGGGAGCUGGUGUACUGCGCCGCGCCGCUGGCCUGCGUCGUGUCCAACAAAGUGUCCGCAGAUGUCUGCCACCACUGCUUCUCACGACGCGAGACCUUGUUGCGGUGUUCCCAGUGCAAGAUGGCUCGCUACUGCAAUAUCGCUUGCCAGAAACGAGCGUGGUCUGGUCAUAAAAGAGAGUGCACAUGUCUGCACUGCCUCCUACCCAGAAUGCCCACUGACUCGGUCCGUCUGGCUGCUCGACUCCUCUUUGCUUUGUUAAGUCCAUCUAAGAGCAGCAGUGAGGAACUCUACACUUUGGAGGAGCAUGAGUCACAUCUGAGUUCUAUGUCUGAGCACAAGAAAGAAGGUCUGGCUCAGCUGGCAUCCAUGUUAGAGCUGUAUCUACACCAGGAAGUACCUUACCCGGCACAGGAAGUGAUGUCAGCACUCCCCCCUUCCCUCAGAGAACCCUUCAACCUUCUUGCAAAGAUGACGUGUAAUUGUUUCACCAUCAGCGACGGAGAGCUGCAGGAGAUUGGAGUUGGGCUGUAUCCUAGUUUAUCUCUGCUCAACCAUGACUGUCGGCCGAACUGCGUGAUGGUGUUUGUGGGAACUAAACUGCAGCUCCGAGCGGUUCGGGAUAUCAGCCCUGAAGAGGAGCUGACUAUAAGUUACAUUGAGACGUUGUCGCCGACUGAAGAUCGGCAGAGACGGCUGCAGGAACAAUAUCAUUUCACAUGCCGCUGCCAGCAAUGUGACUCUGCACACGAGGACAGACUCAUGCUGUCAGGGCACGAGUCGGCAUGGCGCCUCCUGAAGGAGGCUCUACCCAGACUGGAAGGACUGAAGGCAGAGUCAGAUUGGGGAGCGCUACUGGAGGGCUGUAGUCGUCUCUUAGCGACUGUUGUUGGGGACGUGCCCGAUGAGAACCUGUAUAAACUCAGGAUGACGGACAUGGCUGUAGAUGCUUCCAUCCACCUGGGACACUGGGAGGAGGCUGUGGGACACGGAGAGAAAACACUCCCAGUAUACAGACGGUACUACCCCGAUCCUCAUCCGGUCCACGGGGUCCAGCUGAUGAGAGUCGGAAAGCUGCAACACUACCUGGAACGUAUCGAAGACGCUUUGGACACAUUCAAACAGGCCUAUCAGAUCAUGAAGCUGACCCACGGGGACGAUCACGCCAUGACCAGCGGCCUGCGCGUAAAGAUGGAGGAAUGUCGCACUGAGAUGACGCAACGAUCACCCAGCAGGCGUUGAGACGCAGCCCAGAAACAACUCGUGUUCGUCUAAUUUACUGGACUAACUUCACUUUGUGUCUUAACGUUCUUAAAGUCCUGAUGGAUGUUAUUCGUGUCUCAAUAAACCCCAAUGAACAAAGUAUAGGAAUAUACAUUGUGCCGAGUCUAAAUUGUCAUACAUUAAAGUUGUUUAUGGUCUGAUCUUG
Molecule: messenger RNA, 1610 nt
Organism: Pseudoliparis swirei
Lineage: Eukaryota; Metazoa; Chordata; Actinopteri; Perciformes; Liparidae
Gene: smyd3
Product: SET and MYND domain containing 3
Exons: 12
Coding region: 14-1423 (469 amino acids)
Cellular component (GO): nucleus
Molecular function (GO): protein binding
Source: RefSeq, a predicted model, not a curated record